Molecule: messenger RNA, 1386 nt
Organism: Fusarium oxysporum Fo47
Lineage: Eukaryota; Fungi; Ascomycota; Sordariomycetes; Hypocreales; Nectriaceae
Product: cupin domain-containing protein
Exons: 1
Coding region: 312-935 (207 amino acids)
Source: RefSeq, a predicted model, not a curated record
CGGAAGAGCAAACUGAACAGGUAUUCCUCAAACACUGAGAAUAAUUCCAGACUAUAGUGCUUAAUUCAAGCCAUGUGAAUUUUUUGUUGUUGAUUAGCCUGUAUUUGCGCUUACUUCCAGGUCGAACCGGAAAUAGCCCCCGAUCGGCGUAAUGCUUCCCGCAUCACGAUGAAAGUCGCCGACGUGCUAAUAGGCUCAUUGAGUGAUAUAUAAGCCACUCCGAAUGAUCUGCCACUUCGUGAACAUAAUCAUACAGAGAUAUGUUGCAAACGAAUCCUCACCCGAAUCUCCUGAAUUCAUAGCAGCUUAUCAUGACCCGCACAGUCACACGAAACCAGGACAAGCUCUUCAUCCCACCCGGAGGCAUCGACUUCUCAUCCCAAACAAACAAGCCGGGUGUCGUUGACAUCUACUUGAGAGCCGGCGACAACACACCAGGAACAGGCCUUCACUGGCACGAGACUCACACUGAGUACCUUCAAGUCGUCCAAGGCUAUGCUCUUGUGACAGUCGGAGACCACACAGCCAUCUUCUCAAAGGAUGACGGGAUCAUCACUAUACCGCGGUACACAAUCCACCAAUACAUGCGCGCAGAUAAGACGGACGAAGGGAAAGCGGGAAAGGACGUUGACCUCAUUGUGAGGGAAUGGACUGAGCCUGGCGAUGGGGACAAAGAGGUCUUCUUUCGCAACAUGAUUAGCUUGAUCAUGGACAAGAAGGAUGGCGCAUUGGGUACGGUCGGAAUGCUACUUUCUGUCAUGACAGUUUGUUGGUCUCAUGAUAACUAUCCCGUCUUUUGGAAAGGACCAGAGGUCUUUGGGGAGGUUGUGCAACAAAGAGUGAGAGGAGCCGUGACAUACUCUUUGAUGGGAUGUCUUGUUCUCUUUGGCCGACUUAUUGGAUGCAAGCCGCAAUAUCCAGAAUAUACACCAUAGAAAGUUAAUUCUCAACCCGGAAUCUAUACCCUUUGCGCAAACAGCCUCAACUCUUCACCUGAAGUUUGCAUAUACUAGGUAUCCAAACUCAACCCCGCGUUCAAUCCCUUUCAAGAUCAACCUAGCUUUCACGGCUCUCAACCUCGGCAAGCCAUAUCCAUGUGCUGUUGACAGCUUCACCAGGCAUUAGCGGGAUCGACCGUGCCAAAAACAAACAUCGUCAAGCCAUAGCCCAAAGCUUAUCGACACGCAAGAAGCCACGAGAACCCACCCACAAGGCUGUAACAUGGAGGAAGAAAAUUGUGGAGGCGCAUGAGUUCCUGAAACAAAAGCGUCGAGUUCUAAUUCAUCUUGGCACCCGACUUUGGGCGGGAGUAUUUCCACUUCUGGUCUCCACAUGAACACUGUCCACAUACAAAGUCGGGAUGGCACCUUGUUUCAGGAUCGACGA